This is a messenger RNA of Sinocyclocheilus grahami, 1278 nucleotides long. Its product is annotated as 14 kDa phosphohistidine phosphatase-like. Gene Ontology annotation, molecular function: protein histidine phosphatase activity. The record is from RefSeq and is a predicted model, not a curated record. The transcript is spliced from 3 exons. Gene Ontology annotation, cellular component: cytosol. Lineage: Eukaryota; Metazoa; Chordata; Actinopteri; Cypriniformes; Cyprinidae. Bases 32 to 472 code for a protein of 146 amino acids. Gene Ontology annotation, biological process: peptidyl-histidine dephosphorylation.
UUCCAGUACCUCAAAACGCAGCAGUGGUUAAAUGAAGUGCUCCUCUGUUGUUGUACUGAACUUGGCUGUAGUAGUGUUAGGAUUUUUCACUCUCGCUUUUGCAAAAAUGUCCACCGAACGUCUUGCUAAAAUCCCAGAGGUUGAUUUAGAUCCCAAUGGCGUCUUCAAAUACGUCCUCAUACGGGUGCACAGCAAAGACGACGAUUCAUGUGUUGAUAUUGUGAGAGGAUACGCAUGGGCCGAGUAUCAUGCUGAUAUCUAUGACCGUGUGGCCGGAGAACUGGAGAGAGGUGGAGGAGUGGAUUGUGAAUGUCUCGGAGGUGGAAGAAUCAAACAUGACAGUGCUGCAAAAAAGAUCCACGUCUACGGUUAUUCCAUGGGAUUUGGGAGAGCAAAGCAUUCUGUUUCCACAGAGAAGAUAGAAACCCAAUACCCAGACUAUGAGGUGACCUGGGCGGAUGAAGGGUAUUGAAUGGGUUAAAUGACAGCUGCGUAUAAGGACGCUAUUUCAAACCUACCUGUCUUAACGUAGCAUUCAAGUCUUGAUGUGCCAAGGCUGAGAAAAAACAGAACUUUAAUGUCUGAUAAGACAUUUACUCCAAAACUAAAGGAGAGGCCUUUUUUUAAACUUCAUGUGUAGUUUAUCACAUGGCAACAAUGAGAAAGGAAUGCAAUUAUGUUUAUGGCCAUUGGUCUUUAAAUAUAGGAAAUGAUCAAAUAAAGCAGGUUAAGUACUUCAUCCAAACCAUAAAAUGUUAUAAAGUGCAACACUAACAUCCUGAAAUGAUAAUAAAGUCCAGAGAAGUGCUCUAAGAAAUUUCCAGAACUGCUUUUUUGUCAUUCAUUUAAGUUGGAAGAAAUGUUUGUAUGCGUCACAAUGAGGGAAAUAUCUUGUUAAAGCAAAUUACUGUGCUUAACUACAACAUAUAAAAUAUAAAUAUUGUGAUUUAAUGAUUUCUAAAGCACCAUGCUAUAAAUCUGGACCCUCAGACCUGAUCGGUGGUUGUAAACCUUGCCUGAUAAACUUGACGAUCCAUAUCCGUUUGUCAGCAUUUUUAAUAGAACAUGCCAUUAGGAGCACUGACUUUCUUGACUUGAAAUAUUACGACCUAACAACAUCCGGAGAAUGUUAUUAACAUUUAAAAACAGCUGCAUUAAGUCAGCACAUGUUUUUUUCAUUUCAAGCCUGAAGAUUAAAGUAGAGAUCUUCUUGUGUUAGUUGCAUUUCAAUUAUUUAGUGCAAAGAAAACAGCAAUGAAUUGCACAACAUAUUUAAUA